Cryptomeria japonica (Japanese cedar) is the source of this 2524-nucleotide messenger RNA. Its product is annotated as phragmoplastin DRP1E. Lineage: Eukaryota; Viridiplantae; Streptophyta; Pinopsida; Cupressales; Cupressaceae. Gene Ontology annotation, molecular function: GTPase activity; microtubule binding; GTP binding. The coding region runs from base 277 to 2118 and encodes 613 amino acids. The record is from RefSeq and is a predicted model, not a curated record. The transcript has 16 exons. Gene Ontology annotation, cellular component: cytoplasm; microtubule; membrane.
UUCAAGCUACCAGAAGAAAGAGAAUCGCAAAAUUCGAAGUUGUCUAGAACAUUUCCAUUUUUCCACGUUCGAGCAGGCAUUAGAAGAUGCGGAGUUGAAAAUUUCAACCAAAAAAUCAAAAUUCUCCCCUGGCGGCUUGGCCAUCCCACAACUUAAAAAUAACCCAACGGUCUCCCAUCCAACCUCAGAUUUACCCACAUAUACGUUUGGUAGGCGAAGAGGUGUGUUGUCACUUGUGCAGAUUUGAGAUUCGAUCGCAGAGCAGAGCAGAUCAGAAUGGCGACGAUGGAAAAUUUAAUCGGACUGGUAAACAGAAUUCAGAUGGCUUGUACAGUUCUUGGGGACUAUGGCGGUGACAGUGCCCUUCCUACGCUCUGGGAGUCCCUUCCUUCUGUGGCCGUGGUGGGAGGCCAGAGUUCGGGAAAAUCAUCUGUUCUUGAGAGCAUUGUGGGAAGGGACUUUUUGCCGCGGGGUUCAGGUAUUGUGACAAGAAGGCCCCUUGUACUACAACUUCACAAAACAGACGAAGGGACACCUGAAUAUGGAGAAUUUCUACAUCGUCCCAACAAAAAGAUUACAGAUUUUGCUAAGGUGCGUAGUGAGAUUCAAGAGGAAACUGACAGAAUUACAGGACGCACCAAAAUGAUUUCUCCUGUACCAAUUCAUCUCAGCAUAUAUUCUCCAAAUGUUGUAAAUUUGACACUCAUUGAUCUGCCUGGAUUAACAAAGGUUGCUGUAGACGGACAGCCAGAGAGCAUUGUUGGUGACAUUGAAAACAUGGUUCGAAGUUAUGUUGAAAAGCCUAAUAGUAUUAUACUGGCAAUUUCUCCUGCAAACCAAGAUAUUGCAACAUCAGAUGCCAUAAAACUGGCCCGAGAGGUGGAUCCUACAGGUGAAAGGACAUUUGGUGUCUUGACAAAGCUUGAUCUCAUGGAUAAGGGAACCAAUGCUUUGGAUGUUCUUGAAGGGCGAUCAUAUCGUUUACAACGUCCAUGGGUUGGAGUUGUCAAUCGCUCACAAGCUGAUAUCAAUAAGAGUGUUGAUAUGAUAGCUGCUCGACGGAGGGAACGUGAAUAUUUUUCAACCAGUUCUGAUUAUGGGCACUUGGCAAAUCGGAUGGGUUCAGAAUAUCUAGCGAAGCUACUCUCUAAGCAUUUGGAGAGUGUCAUUAAGUCACGUAUACCAAGUAUUGUCUCAUUGAUAAAUAAAACCAUUGAUGAGCUUGAAUCAGAAAUGGACCACCUCGGCCGACCUAUUGCUGUUGAUGCAGGGGCACAACUAUAUAUGAUAUUAGAGCUUUGUCGUGCUUUUGAUCGUAUUUUCAAAGAACAUCUUGAUGGAGGGCGACCUGGAGGGGAGAAAAUCUAUGGAGUUUUUGAAAACCAGCUUCCAGCAGCUUUGAAAAAACUACCUUUUGAUCGACAUCUUUCUUUGCAAAAUGUGAGGAAGGUGGUCUCUGAGGCUGAUGGUUAUCAGCCUCAUUUGAUAGCUCCUGAACAAGGAUAUCGGAGGCUUAUAGAUGGUGCUCUUAGUUAUUUCAAGGGUCCCUCUGAAGCAUCUGUUGACGCAGUGCAUUUUAUCCUCAAGGAACUUGUUCGCAAAUCUCUAAGUGAAACUCAGGAGUUGAAGCGCUUCCCUACCCUUCAAGCAGAAAUAGCAGCUGCUGCAGGAGAAGCUUUGGAGAGGUUCCGUGAAGAUGGCCGUAAAACUUCAUUGAGAUUAGUGGAGAUGGAAUCUAGUUAUUUGACUGUUGAGUUUUUCCGUAAACUCCCCCAAGAAGUGGAGAAAGGUGGAAAUCCUGCAGCACCAGCCAUGGAUCGUUAUACAGAAGCUCACCUCAGAAGAAUAGGUUCCAAUGUUUCUGCAUAUGUGGGCAUGGUGUGCGAUACUCUAAGGAAUUCAAUACCUAAAGCUGUGGUUCAUUGUCAAGUCCGUGAGGCAAAACGCUCUUUGCUUGAUCACUUCUAUACUCAAAUUGGCAAAAAGGAGGGAAAACAACUAGGACUUUUGUUAGAUGAAGAUCCAGCAUUAAUGGAGCGUAGGACUGCAUGUGCCAAAAGACUUGAGUUGUAUAAGGCAGCUCGGGAUGAAGUUGAUUCUGUUGCCUGGGCAAGAUAAGAUUGUGAUUAACAAUGGAAAUCAAUGCGACACUCACUUUGAUACCUGGUUACAGAACCAUGUUCCACAUUACAAAUCAUCAUAUGAACAGAUCUGACAUUUUUCAUGGCUUCUGCUCUAAAAGCUCUUUUGUAGUAUAUGAUUUUUUUAUUGCAGUGUUGUCUGUAGAGCUUAUUAAUCUUUUGAUGCUAUAUCAUGUCUUCAGUUAUCAGAAUCAAAACAUUUUUUGGUUCCUAAUUCUUCAAGUUAGGAACAAGUGAAGCUCUUUACAUGUUGCAAUAUCGUCCGGUGAGUUGUAACCAUUGCUUGUAUUAAAUUGUCUUAAAAGAGUUAGAGAUUCAUGUUUUCCUAAGAACAGCCCACAUUGUUCUAUUUUUUAAUUAAUUUAUUGAAAUUUGAAAGUACA